AUGCAAAGUAAUAUUGUUGAAAUCAAAAAUCCACAGUUAUCUAAAACUAAAACUAAAAGUAAUAGAUAUAAACAAUGCAAUGAGUAUGGACAUAAUAUAAGGAGUUGUGAAAAGAAGCUAAAUAAAUCUGAAUUAGAAAACAGUAGUACAAAUUCAGAAUUAGAUAAUAAUGAAAAUAUAGUUAUCAAACAGAGAGCAGAAUCUAGUAGCAAUAGUUCAGAAUCAGAGAACAAUGAAGAUCUAAUGCAAAAAUGA
Messenger RNA from Cetraspora pellucida, 255 nucleotides. The record is from the annotation of a GenBank genome assembly. NCBI's taxonomy places the organism in Eukaryota, Fungi, Glomeromycota, Glomeromycetes, Diversisporales, Gigasporaceae.